Messenger RNA from Striga asiatica, 1372 nucleotides. NCBI's taxonomy places the organism in Eukaryota, Viridiplantae, Streptophyta, Magnoliopsida, Lamiales, Orobanchaceae. The record is from the annotation of a GenBank genome assembly.
AUCAAAUAAUCAGCCAAAAGCAGGAUUUCUCUACUGUUCAUCGCGGGCCUCAGCCAAUCUCUCGGGCUAUAAUUAUGGUAAUCAAACGUGGGAUUUUGCCCGGAUAAUCACCUUAAUCUUCUCCUGUCCCCCUUAACAAACAUGCUCUAAAUAGAUAGAUUGAUCUUUUCCCAUUUUUGUGCACCAUCUAAGAACUGAUUGAUUGCGAUCUUGCUCCUUCUUGCCUUUGGCUUUCGGUGAAUCAUUGUGAUUUCGCGCAAUGGAGAUGACGGCUGAAAUCGGCAGCCGCCACAAUUUUCCUGCGUUCAAACUUCUUCUCUCGUGUCCUGCAGGCCUUAAUCCUUCUGAGGUGUCUGUGGUGUUUGAUAAGACCUAUGAUAGAAUUCCCCAUCUGGAUACCAGCUUGGAAAAUUCAAUCACGGAGAUAUGGGACAAGAGAUCUCAACAGAACCCAUCUUUAUUCAAUGGACUCAAGUUCAGGUAUGGUGGGCACACCCUCAGUGGCAAGGCUGGUUCGUGUAAUAAGGCUCAUGUAUGUCUUCAUCUUGGCUUGACUGAUUACAGGACAUUCGUUGGAACGAACUUGAAUCCUUUGUGGGAAAGAUUUCUUUUUCCUUCUGAAGAUGACUGGAUAAAGUGUCAGCAUACCUCCAAUCCUCUUGGCAAUGGUGCAAUUGUAGAGACAUCAGAUAGAGAAGUUGUUGUGCUUCAAAGAAGUACAAAUGUUGGCGAGUUUCCUGGACACUUUGUUUUUCCUGGAGGGCAUCCAGAGCCCCAAGAAGUUGGCAUAAUAAGCCAUCAAUCUAGUGGAGGUUUAAGCUGUCAGAUGAUCAAUAGAAAGGUUUCUCAAGAAAUGUUUGACAGCAUUAUUCGUGAAGUAGUUGAGGAAAUUGGAGUUCCUGCUGCUAGCCUGAGCAAGCCCAUAUUUAUUGGAAUAUCCCAGAGAGUGUUGAAUGUUAGGCCGACAGCUUUCUUCUUUAUUAAAUGCUGCCUUCACUCCGAGGAGAUUCAAAAACUUUAUAGAAAUGCUCAAGAUGGCUACGAAUCAACUCAGCUUUUCACUAUGUCAGGGGAUGCCACCAAGGAGGAUUUGCGCUCUAUAAGUUGAUGUUUGAGGCUGAAAAGGAGAACACAUAGGUUCUGCUGUAUGAAUCACGAUGCUUCCGCCUAUUGUAUUAGAAAAAUGAUACAUAGCCAACCUAGUGUACAACUAGGUUGACAAUACAAGUGAAAAUAUCCACUUGUGUAUUUUUUUAUUUUUAUUUUUGUAGAUGUUUUUUUACUUGUGUUGUCAACCUAGUUGUACACUAGGUUAGCAAUGUAGCAUUUCUCUAUUAUUAUCUUCUAUUCUUCUACAAGUAUUGUUUAAUUC